This is a messenger RNA of Aspergillus oryzae RIB40, 798 nucleotides long. RefSeq names its product aquaporin. Gene Ontology annotation, biological process: transmembrane transport. Bases 1 to 798 code for a protein of 265 amino acids. Gene Ontology annotation, molecular function: water channel activity. The transcript has 2 exons. The record is from RefSeq and is a predicted model, not a curated record. Lineage: Eukaryota; Fungi; Ascomycota; Eurotiomycetes; Eurotiales; Aspergillaceae. Gene Ontology annotation, cellular component: plasma membrane.
AUGAAGUUUAUGAAUCAUGGAGCUCGCGCUGAUCGCGCCGAGCACUCUGGCUCGACCCCAGUGUACAGCUCCACGCAGAAGCAGCUCCCCAUGUUGCAUCUGAAGGACACCGCGCGGAACAAUGUCAUUGCCGUCAUCGGAGAAUUCGUCGGAACCUUCUUGUUCUUGUUUUUCUCGUUCGCGGGCACCCAGGUGUCCAAUACGCCCAAGCCGGUGGACGGUGCGCCACCGAAUACAGCAAACUUGCUCUAUUCAGCCUUGUCGUUCGGGUUUUCCUUGAUGGUCAAUGUCUGGGCCUUUUACCGCGUGACGGGCGGUCUCUUCAAUCCAGCGGUAUUAUGGCACGUCACACUGGCGUUAUGCCUCGUGGGAGGCCUGUCUCCCAUCCGUGGAGUCCUCGUCUUCGCAGCUCAGAUCGUGGCCGGCAUUGCGUCGGCCGGUGUGGUCAGCGCAUUGUUUCCGGGCGACUUGAAUGUCGGAACCCGUCUAGGAGGAGGAGCCUCUAUCUCCCAGGGGCUGUUCAUUGAGAUGUUCCUCACCGCGCAACUCGUCUUUGUGAUCAUCAUGUUGGCGGUGGUGAAACACAAGUCAACCUUUCUGGCCCCGGUCGGAAUUGGUCUCGUCUUCUUUGUCACGGAGAUGAUCGGUAAGUUCAUCCUUUUCCGCUGUCAUCGCACCAUUUGUCUGACACGCAUCAAUGUAGGCGACUACUAUACCGGCGGCUCCCUCAAUCCCGCUCGCUCUCUCGGCCCGGACGUCAUCAACCGCAGCUUCCCGGGCUACCAUUGGAUUUACUGA